Messenger RNA from Achroia grisella, 577 nucleotides. RefSeq names its product small ribosomal subunit protein uS17 (gene RpS11). Gene Ontology annotation, molecular function: structural constituent of ribosome. Gene Ontology annotation, cellular component: ribosome; cytosolic small ribosomal subunit. The transcript has 4 exons. The record is from RefSeq and is a predicted model, not a curated record. Gene Ontology annotation, biological process: translation. The coding region runs from base 79 to 549 and encodes 156 amino acids. NCBI's taxonomy places the organism in Eukaryota, Metazoa, Arthropoda, Insecta, Lepidoptera, Pyralidae.
UUUAAUACAGUUCAGCCUGAAAACAUUAAUUGAAACUGGCAACAUUAACUAUAUUUCCUUUUUUUCUUGUCAAGCAACAUGGCGGAUCAGACGGAACGUUCAUUCCAAAAGCAACCAACUGUAUUCUUGAACCGUAAGAAGGGAAUCGGUGUGAAACGCAGCCGCAAACCGUUGAGGUACCACAAAGAUGUGGGCCUAGGUUUCAAAACGCCACGAGAGGCAAUCGAAGGCACGUACAUCGACAAGAAGUGCCCAUUCACCGGUAACGUGUCGAUCCGUGGCCGCAUCCUGACUGGCGUCGUGCAGAAGAUGAAGAUGCAGAGGACGAUCGUGAUCAGACGCGACUACCUUCACUACCUGCCCAAGUAUAACAGAUUCGAGAAACGCCACAGGAAUAUGUCUGUACAUCUGUCGCCUUGCUUCAGAGACGUGGAACUUGGUGACAUCGUGACCAUUGGUGAAUGCCGGCCGCUAUCCAAGACUGUACGAUUCAACGUACUCAAAGUCUCCAAGGGUAAAGGCUCGAAGAAGUCCUUCAAAAAAUUCUAAUAUAAUAAAGUUACUUUAUAAGUAUAAA